UAUUCCUUUUUGGAAUUUUUUUUUUUUGGUGUGUGUAUUUUACGUGUCCUAAACCUACGAACCAUAAAUAAUAGUUAGUUUAUUAGAACGCAGCGUGCUUGGAGAGUUUAUAUUCACUGGUGGUGUCAUUGUGAAUCUGGGAAGAUAUAAACGCAGAGAUGCAGUUGCUGUGGGAGCCCUCAUACUUCCUCAGGGAUUCCUCUAAUGGCACAAGCACCGAGGUGACGUAUGGCUUCGUGUCCUGCGCAGUGUCGGCCCUCUUCUACGGGAGCAACUUUGUUCCUGUAAAGAAAAUUGAUACAGGCGAUGGCAUGUUUUUCCAGUGGGUGCUUUGUGCUGCUAUAUGGACAGUGUCUCUGAUUGCGAACAUCAUCUUGAGCAGCCCAAAGUUCUGGCCUCUGGCUAUGCUGGGAGGAGCUGUUUGGGCUACAGGUAACAUCACAGUUGUGCCCAUAGUUAAGACCAUUGGUCUUGGCCUGGGUCUUUUGAUAUGGGCUUCCUUCAACCUCUUGAUGGGAUGGGCCAGCUCACGGUUUGGCUGGUUUGGUAUCGAGGCAGAGAAAGUCAGCAACCCAACACUUAACUACUGUGGAGCUGGGCUGUGUUUGUUUAGCGCCAUCGUGUUCUUCUUUGUGAAGACUGAUGUUCAGAGGCCUGCUACUUCUGAAGAGACGCCACUGCUAAUCGACAAUAGUGUCAAUGUUGACCAUCAAACAUCAGAUAACUCGUGGGUGGACAUGUUGCCGCCAUUCACUAAGCGUCUUGUUGGUUCGGUGCUUGCUGUGGUAGCCGGACUCCUGUAUGGCUCGUCGUUCAUCCCUGUGUUGUACAUCAAAAACCAUGCUGAUCAACAAGGCAGCAGGUUUGUUGGGGCGAGCCAGUUCGAUCUGGAUUAUGUCUUUGCUCAGUUCAGCGGCAUCUUCCUCACCAGCACGGUGUACUUCCUCAUCUAUUGCGCCUUCAAAAAGAACAAACCGCAAGUGUUCCCUAAAGCCGUGCUGCCAGGGUUUGUUUCUGGGGUGAUGUGGGGUGUGGCCACAUGCUGCUGGUUCCUGGCCAAUCACUACCUGAAGCCGGUGGUGAGCUUCCCGAUAAUCACUACGGUUCCUGGGCUCAUUGCUGCUUUAUGGGGUGUUGUGGUUUUUAAGGAAGUGAAGGGACUGAAGAACUACCUGGUGCUCAUCCUGGCAUUUUGUAUGAUCCUGACUGGAGCGUUACUGACCAGUUUCUCGCUGUAGUUGCACAUCAACACCACAUGGUGGACACAGCACCAAACCAUUCCAUAUGGUCACUGUUAACCUUGAACUGUUCUAUACCUCAGAAUGAUGUGCUCGUUAAUGUCUUGAUUACUGUAAGUCAGUAUCUGAAAGUCAGACAGUAGAAGACAUGACGGAGUCAGUGCCAAUUCUUUGGACAGACUGUAACUGACCUGUAACAUUCACUGCAUUUACAGCACCGAGGAUCUCACUUUAUUUUUCAAGUUGCACAUUUUACAAUUACUGCCAGUCACUGAUUAGAUGUGUGAACCAUGUCGUGUGCUUAUUAAGUGUGUUAUUGAUUUGCUGUCACUGUUUUUUAAUGUUAUUGUGAAGGGAUUGCAAUCAGGCAGCUGAUUAUGAGGGCGAACGUCAUCAGAAUUUUAAGUUUAAUAAAGGCUCUUUUUGAUAAGUAA
This is a messenger RNA of Neoarius graeffei (lesser salmon catfish), 1672 nucleotides long. It is a transcript of the gene tmem144a, whose product is annotated as transmembrane protein 144a. Gene Ontology annotation, biological process: carbohydrate transmembrane transport. Gene Ontology annotation, molecular function: carbohydrate transmembrane transporter activity. Gene Ontology annotation, cellular component: membrane. NCBI's taxonomy places the organism in Eukaryota, Metazoa, Chordata, Actinopteri, Siluriformes, Ariidae. The transcript has 12 exons. Bases 159 to 1238 code for a protein of 359 amino acids. The record is from RefSeq and is a predicted model, not a curated record.